AUGGGGAGGCAAAAGGAUGUUCUUGCUACUAUUGAGGAGCACCUGAGGAUCAGAAACAAAUUAGUCCGGCAAGCACUGGCUGAGUGCCUGGGGACGCUGAUCCUGGUGCUGUUUGGCUGUGGCUCCGUUGCGCAGAUCGUGCUCAGCAGAGGGACUCACGGAGGCUUCUUGACUGUCAACCUGGCCUUUGGCUUUGCUGCGAUGCUUGGCAUUUUGAUCUCAGGACAGGUAUCAGGUGGACAUCUGAACCCAGCUGUCACUUUUGCCAUGUGCUUCUUGGCCCGGGAGCCCUGGCUCAAGCUACCAAUUUAUGCCCUGGCCCAAACCCUUGGGGCUUUCCUGGGAGCUGGCAUAGUCUUUGGGCUGUACUACGAUGCCAUCUGGGCUUUUGGCAGCAACCAGCUGUAUGUAACAGGACAGAAUGGCACUGCUGGUAUCUUUGCCACCUACCCAUCUCAGCAUCUGAACAUUGUGAAUGGAUUCUUUGACCAGUUCAUUGGCACUGCCUCCCUGAUUGUUUGCGUUUUGGCUAUUGUUGAUCCGUACAACAACCCUGUCCCCAUGGGGCUGGAGGCUUUCACAGUUGGCUUUGUUGUCCUUGUUAUUGGAACCUCCAUGGGCUUCAACUCUGGCUAUGCUGUCAACCCUGCCAGGGACUUUAGGCCUCGUCUCUUCACAGCCAUUGCUGGCUGGGGCACUGAAGUGUUCUGGACUGGUAAGCAGUGGUGGUGGGUUCCAGUUGUUGCUCCUUUCCUUGGGGCUAUUGUGGGAGUGAUGGUCUAUCAGCUGAUGAUUGGAUGUCAUGAUGAGCCUUCUCCACCUGCCUCUGAGCAGGAAACAGUCAAGCUGGCUAACAUGAAGCACAAGGAAAGAGUCUGAGGAAGCUGCCACCCAGAUCUGGCAGACAUUCAUUACUCAGGACUGCAGUUGGCAAAGAGGAGGAAGGAGUUAAGAGCAGCUUCAAGAACAACAGGAAGAGGGUGUUUUUUUUUUUCUGUCUUGAGAUUUUAGCCUCUUUUUGUGUAUAUCCCUGAUGCAUUUGCUUUAGGCAUUUUCCUGUGAGCCUUUCCCCAAAUGCAGUAUCAUGUAAUCUUUCUUAGUAGAAGGGAGUUGAGGACUGUAGGAGUCAGGAGAGAAGUGGGCAUUGCUGUCCAGUACCUCCAACAUGGGCCAGUUGUUAAGGAAUCUGGAGCUCUUCUGGGCUGUGUUGCUGGCCUUGCCUGUGACCUUGGCAAACUGCUUCCCUCCAAACAUGUGUCCCCAUCUGUAGAGUGGGGAUUGUGCAAAACUUAAAUUGUUUUGUUAGCAAGGAAUGAAAACUACACCCUGGGAAAAAUUUGCCUGUGCUUCUACAAUGGAUCAAAUUCAUGCUUGGUGUUGCUCUAAAGCCAAUGACUUGGCACCAGGAAUGAACUUGUCUAAAGGAUUUUUAUUGCCCAAACUCUCUAUAUCUCCCAUGAAUGCCCAGAACAUUAUGGAUCAACCGAUUGAUACAAUGUCAGAGCAGAGUGAGAAUGCACUGGAUUUUAAUUUAAUAUUAAAGACAAAAUGUUUAUAAAUCACUGCACCCUGGUGUUCUAAUCACAAUUUUUAAUAUUGCCAACUCCUAGAAGAUAACACACAGAAAUCCUUGUUCUAGCCAGGGGCUAACCUGGAAAGAAAGCUUGGCUCCCUGUAGCAGCCUUUCUAAUCAAUCAGCUUUGUAUAUAAACUGCAAACAGCUAAUAGCCAAGUUCCACUGGAAACAUGGUGUUGCUGAAGUUGUGUGUGUUCAUGUAAAUUUCACAAUAGUGUUUUUUAAAUAAUUUAUAUAUAAAUAUACUCCUUAAAGCUGUUACUAAAUACCAGAGUAUUUAUGUGCCUAGUCUGACAGCUUUGAGAUACUGUUGGAUUUUCCUGGGGUGGCCUUAGUUUAUGGCAUUGUGUUGUUGGAGCAUCUCCUUUUCUACCUUGCAGAAUUGCUGGGGUAUCCCUGGUACUCACAGCUGAGGGACUGAGGUCAGGCACCUCCUGUACUAGCAGUGCUGGCAUCUCAGGGGAUCUCUGGCUCUCCCAAUGCCAUAUCAUUACAGAGUAUUUGAAACAAGCAGUAUCAGUUGUGAAAGAAUUUGUAGGUCCAUGCCACUGCAUUAGAGAAACUCUUUCAAAGCCUGGUUCUUUAAUGUGUGAAUUCCUUGAAAUAUGUAACUUUGUAUGCAUUUCCAGUCACUAAAAUGAUGUGGUUUUUUUUGCUUUUUUAGAAAAUAAAAUGU
Gymnogyps californianus (California condor) is the source of this 2252-nucleotide messenger RNA. It is a transcript of the gene AQP3, whose product is annotated as aquaporin 3 (Gill blood group). The record is from RefSeq and is a predicted model, not a curated record. Gene Ontology annotation, cellular component: plasma membrane; basolateral plasma membrane. Bases 1 to 879 code for a protein of 292 amino acids. Gene Ontology annotation, biological process: glycerol transmembrane transport; water transport. Gene Ontology annotation, molecular function: glycerol channel activity; urea transmembrane transporter activity; water channel activity. NCBI's taxonomy places the organism in Eukaryota, Metazoa, Chordata, Aves, Accipitriformes, Cathartidae. The transcript has 6 exons.